Messenger RNA from Humulus lupulus (European hop), 1857 nucleotides. RefSeq names its product lysM domain receptor-like kinase 4. Gene Ontology annotation, biological process: protein phosphorylation. Gene Ontology annotation, molecular function: protein kinase activity; ATP binding. The transcript has a single exon. The coding region runs from base 1 to 1857 and encodes 618 amino acids. Lineage: Eukaryota; Viridiplantae; Streptophyta; Magnoliopsida; Rosales; Cannabaceae. The record is from RefSeq and is a predicted model, not a curated record.
AUGAAGUAUUUCUACUGGGUUCUUGUUUUGAUCAGAAUUAAUUUAAUCUAUGCCCAGCAAUAUUAUGACCCAUUAGAUUGCCCUUCCAAUGAAACCAAUCCAGGUACCAGAUAUACAUGUAGUGUAUUUCAAGAUUCGUGCAAAACAUUUCUUGUGUACAGAGCUAACCAACAAUUCCAGGCUAUUUCAAGAAUCUCAAAGUUGUUCAGUAUCAACUCUGGUGCUUUGCUUCAGUUGAACAAUCUUACAUCUUUUUCUGAGUUGCUCAAACCAGGUAGAGAUGUUCUUGUUCCCAUAAACUGUUCUUGCUCGGGUCAUUUUUUUCAGGCAAAUUUUAGCUAUACAGCUCCUGAAACCACAUCACUAACAGAGGUUGCUUGUGGAGUUUUUGAAGGGCUAGUUAAAAUGGUUACUCUUUCUUUGGAAAACCCAUUUGGAAAAAACAAUGUCAAAGCUGGUUCCAAGCUUCACCUGCCUUUGAAGUGUGCUUGUCCUGAUAAUUUCACAAGUGGUAAGGGAAUAAAGUAUUUAGUGACAUACCCUUUAAUUGAAGGUGAUAAAACAUCUGAUUUGACUAAGAAAUUUGGUAUCUCACCUGAUGAUUUAUCUGAAGUCAAUCGUUUGGGACCUGGCGCGCCAACUAUUUUUACACAGACAACUAUUUUAGUUCCCUUAAGAGCUGAUUCUGUCAUAAAUUUAAAUAUCCCAGGUUCCCCAUCCCCAGCUCCUAGUUUUCUUCCAACAGUUACAGUAGAAAAACCAAAAAAAAAUUCAAAACGUAGGAAGGUGUUUAUAGCCGGAUCUAUUAUCGGGAUAUUUCUAGUACUUGUACUAUUGAUAGCUUCUGCAAUGUAUGUAAAAGCCUUGAUGAAAAUGAGGAAGAGCAACAAGUACCAUUCCUUCACUAGUAGAAGUUCUCCAAUCUCUUCAACUGCAGUAAACUCUCCUAAGUCCUGUACUGCUAGGAGCUCUACGUGUUUAUCACCUGACCUUCUUGUUGGGAUAAAAUUUUCUUUAUUCAGCUAUAGCAUGGAAGAGAUUAAGAGAGCCACAACGGAUUUCUGUGAGGAGAACAAGGUUUGUUCUCAAGUCUACAAGGGCACUAUGGAUAACGUUAAAGUUAUUAUCAAGCAGAUGAGAUUUGAAGACACUCGCCCGGUUAUUGAUGUACACUCGAAAAUCAAUCACAUCAAUAUUGUCAAGUUGCUUGGUGUUUGUUAUGGAGAAAGUGAUUUUUCCUGGUGUUACAUAGUAUUUGAGUACCCUGGAAAAGGCUGCUUGAGGGAUUGUUUAUCUAAUCCAACAACUCCUCUUAGGUGGCAUCAACGAACACAGAUCGCCUUUGAUAUCGCAACUGGCCUUCAUUACUUAAACUUCUGUACAUUUCCUUCCUAUGCUCAUAUGAAUUUGCAUAGCAGAAACAUUUUUGUUACAUCCAAUUGCAGAGCAAAGCUGGGAGACAUCGGAUCCACUCCUUUUGGAGCAUCUUCGAAAGGAAAUUAUUGCAACAACCGAAGUGUUCGAGAACCGGAGUACCUUCCACAUAGCUCAGCAACAGAUAAGAUCGACAUUUUUGCAUUUGGAAUUGUCCUUCUUGAGCUCAUCUCAGGUAGAGAGUGCUAUGAGGAAACAUCAUUUAGAGAGUCCAUUAGAUUCUUGGGAGGGGGAGCUAGUGAAGGUGGCUGCUUUGAACAACUGAAGAAUUUCAUGGAUCCAUUUCUUAAAGAGGAUUAUUCUCUUGCGGAAACUUUAUGUUUAUCUGUUCUAGCCAAGUCUUGUGUGGAAGAUGACCCUCUUCACAGGCCAUCUAUGGAGGAUAUCAUCAAAGUUCUUGCCAGAAUGGUGUAUUCAUUCUAA